Ilex paraguariensis (yerba mate) is the source of this 300-nucleotide messenger RNA. Lineage: Eukaryota; Viridiplantae; Streptophyta; Magnoliopsida; Aquifoliales; Aquifoliaceae. The record is from the annotation of a GenBank genome assembly.
AUGGCAGAUAAGGUUGUGAACGCAGAGACGAGUGCCCUCAAAUCCAAGGCUAAAUCCGAGAUGAUAGAGAACGUGGAAGUGAUGAACCAGCAAGAUGAAGCAGAAGAGGAUGAAGCCAAACCCGGGCUGGGCUCUAAAACCAAGCCUUGGGGCGUAAUUCCGGCGAAGAAGAAGCUGGUGAAGCAGAUGGUGGCCGAGCGCAUAGGCCAAUCCAUUGCGUCCCCAUUCAACAAAAACAAGAACAAGCAAAAGAUCAAUCCUGGUACUGACGGCUCUACUGCCGGGUCUACCAAUAUGUAG